Molecule: messenger RNA, 1301 nt
Organism: Nanorana parkeri
Lineage: Eukaryota; Metazoa; Chordata; Amphibia; Anura; Dicroglossidae
Gene: STX10
Product: syntaxin 10
Exons: 8
Coding region: 398-1156 (252 amino acids)
Biological process (GO): intracellular protein transport; Golgi vesicle transport; vesicle fusion
Cellular component (GO): synaptic vesicle membrane; endomembrane system; SNARE complex
Molecular function (GO): SNARE binding; SNAP receptor activity
Source: RefSeq, a predicted model, not a curated record
GAGAAGAUGUAGCGGUAUUAGACCGGUUGUAGACAGGUUGCUGCAUGCAGAUCGUAGCGAGCAGUCUACAUAGAAUAUAGUGUGCACUGCAGUGCCUGUGCUGACAGUUGGGCCAGAUGAUGAACACGUCCAUAGAUUGGUGACAUCAAUACACAAGGCCGAGGGAUAGAAAUUGCUUUUAUAUGUGUGCCAAAUCAUUAGCUGUAAUUUUGCUUCUUCACACUGUGCCUUGUUUGUACACAAAGGGGCCAUAAUCAUUGUAUUUACUGCCAUUGUUUGCCUAGAACAUGCAGAUUUAGAGAAACAUGGGAAGUGCAUAGCUAUGUAAAGUGUAUACCCAAUAUUGGAGACUGAAUAGUGUAACUGAAGGGUGAUAGAAGAGAGAAGUUCGCUCAGGAUGUCUGUGGACGAUCCAUUCUCCGUGGUAAGAGGGGAGGUACAGAAGUCACUAAAUACCAGCCGGGGUCUCUACCAACGCUGGUGUGAGCUCCUCCAGGAAAGUAAUGUGUCCAGCGCUGAAGAGUUUGAUUGGACGACCAAUGAGCUCAGAAAUUCCCUGAGGAGCAUAGAAUGGGACCUGGAAGAUUUAGAAGAGACCAUCAGCAUCGUUGAAGCCAACCCAAAAAAGUUCAAGAUUACGGGAGCUGAGCUGUGUGAAAGAAAGAACUUUGUGGAGCAGACGAGAAGUUCUCUUAAGGAAAUGAGGGAUCACAUCUCCAGCCCGCGAGCUCAGGCCUUUGCAGAGAGAAAGAACCGAGAGGUAGCGCUGGGUGUCUCUCAGCCUAUGGGUUGGGAUCACUUUUCCCGUCUCGAUGAGGAGAUUCUUUCAGGCGACUCUCGUUACAUAGAGGACCAGCAAGCACAACAACAACUGAUCCUAGAUGAGCAGGAUGCAGACCUGGAGCUGGUAUCGGGCAGUAUUCGAGUGUUGAAGAACAUGUCAGGACGUAUUGGAGAUGAGCUGGAUGAACAGGCCGUAAUGCUUGAUGAUUUUUCCCAUGAGAUGGACAACACACAAAAUCGCAUGGACUCUGUGCUGAAGAGAUUGGCCAAAGUAUCCCACAUGACCAGCGACCGGCGGCAGUGGUGUGCGAUCAUCGUUUUAGUGGUUGCUCUCCUUAUUUUACUUAUCGUGCUGUUUUCACAUAACACAUAGACUCCAGCCGGCCCUGUGUAUGGAGUUUACAAGUUACAUAUGGUUAUUACAGGUCAUUUUGCUUCCCAUUGGACAGGAACUCCAUGUGAGAGACUACCGCAGCACUGCCACAUAUCUGCAGACAUACACAGUAAUGAAUAAAAUA